Dentiscutata erythropus is the source of this 1008-nucleotide messenger RNA. Lineage: Eukaryota; Fungi; Glomeromycota; Glomeromycetes; Diversisporales; Gigasporaceae. The record is from the annotation of a GenBank genome assembly.
UCAGAAAUUCUCAAAUCGAAAAAAUUGAUAAUACUCGGGAUGUAAAUUCUUUAUAUGUCCAGCCUACGCAAUCCAAUUUAAAUAAUCAAAACUCUCGCCAAAUUAUUCACCAUACGAAUCCUCGACAUGUCCAGCCUUUGCAAUCCAAUAUCAAUAAUCAAAAUCUACAACAAAUUGUUCGCCAAAACAAUUUACAAAGUGAAUGCUUACAACAAAUUGUUUCCCAAAAUCAAGUACUUAUUAUGAUGAUUCAAAACAUAUCUAAUAUUACAUCUUUUCUUACAAAUUCUCAAAAUACACGCCAACCUUCUGUUCCCCAGAACAAUAAUACUAUUCUUAUCAAUUCUCAAAAUACACGUCAGCCUUUGGUUCCUCAGAACAAUGACACUAUUUUUACCAAUUCUCAAAAUACUCAUCAGCCUUCAGUUCCCCAAAAUAAUGAUACUAUUCUUACCAAUACACCUCAACCUUCGGUUUUCCAAAACAAUGUUACUACUAUCUCUUCUCAAGAAUCAUCAAGCAAACAUCAAAUCAAUAUUUGUGGUUCUUGCAUGAAGAACAAUUUUUCUAAUCAAAUCACUGAAUCAUCGAGCAAGCAUCAAAUUAAUAUUUGUGAUUCUUGCAUGAAAACCAAUUUUUCUAAUCAAACCACAAGUGUAUCGGUUUCUCAGAUUAACAAUAAUCAGAUAAUUUCUAAUCAAGUUAAUAAUAUUCCAGAAACUUCUAGUCAAGAUAUAGCUGCGACUCAGCAUAUUUCAAAUUGCACUACCAACAUAAAUGUUAAUUCCUCCUCGUGGAAACCUGGAUAUUUUGUUAUUAUCUUUGGUCUUACCAUUUUAGUAGUAGGAAUUAUUUUUUGCAUUAUCAAACAAUUGUCAGUCGUAUCUGCAUACGAAGAAAUUGGGGCUUUGUUCUUUACUAUAAAAAUAGAUUUAGGCCAAUUUGUAAAAAUAUUGGGCCCUACUAUAAUUGGUGGCAUCGUGAAUUUGAUCAUGAAACACAGAAAUG